Panthera uncia (snow leopard) is the source of this 598-nucleotide messenger RNA. Its product is annotated as 60S ribosomal protein L31-like. Gene Ontology annotation, molecular function: structural constituent of ribosome. Gene Ontology annotation, biological process: cytoplasmic translation. Bases 23 to 598 code for a protein of 191 amino acids. Lineage: Eukaryota; Metazoa; Chordata; Mammalia; Carnivora; Felidae. Gene Ontology annotation, cellular component: ribosome; cytosolic large ribosomal subunit. The transcript has 2 exons. The record is from RefSeq and is a predicted model, not a curated record.
UUUCCAACCCGGGCCUGGCAGGAUGGCUCCCGCAAAGAAGGAUGGAGAGAAGAAGAAGGGCCGUUCUGCCAUCAGCGAGGUAGUAACCAGAGACUACACCAUCAACAUUCACAAGCACAUCCACGGAGUGGGUUUGAAGAAGCAUGCCCCUCGGGCACUCAGAGAGAUCCAGAAAUUUGCUAUGAAGGAGACGGGAACCCCAGAUGUGCGCAUCGACACCAGGUUCAACAAAGCUGUCUGGGCCAAAGGAACAAGGAAUGUUCCAUACCGUAUCCAUGUGCGGUUGAUCAGAAAACGUAACAAGGAUGAGGAUUCACCAAACAAGCUCUGUACGUUGGUGACCUAUGUACCUGUCACCACUUUCAAAAAUCUACAGACUGGGUUUUUUUUUUUUUUAAUUUUUUUUUUUUUUACAUUUAUUUUUGAGAAACAGAGUGAGACAAAGCGUGUUAACCCCUGUGCAUUUUUGCAUCUCAACCAUCACUUCCUCAAGGAAGCUCUGGACCACACCAACGGGGUCCAGCUGACCAGACCAGUUUUCACAGGCAGAGACUGCGUGGAUCUGUGCUCCUCUGUAUUCCUAGUGCCUGGCACCUAG